GUAUUCAGACAAUCCUUUACAGCACAUUACACCAUCUAUGACGUCAGUAACGAUCAUCACAUACCCGUUCGGUUGGCGGAAUCAUCGAAAACCCAAAGGCAGAGGCUGCAACAUGCCAGCUGGUUGGGAGACACACAUAAAAUGUUAAUUAUUUUCAAGAACGACAUUUACGUAAGGCAAUCCCCGUGGGAUGAAACCGAUUCUAGGCUAACGUUCACAGGUGAACCAGAUGUGGUGUUCAAUGGAAUACCGGACUGGCUAUAUCAAGAAGAUGUUAUGAAAACUCCGAAUGCUCUAUGGCCGUCACAUGAUGGUACUCAUAUAAUGUAUGCUACGUUUAACGAUAGUAACGUGGGUCUUCUAUCCUUUCCAUGGUUUGCUACUACCAACGUACUUGCAGCUGGUGGGGCUGCACACAAACCCACUACAUUUCCAUCAACUAGAACCAUUAGAUAUCCAACGCCAGGAACUCCAAAUCCUCAUGUACAACUUUGGGUCCUGGACAUCACAAACUUGACCGACUUACAACAGUACGAAGUUCUACCACCGAAAGCACUCGUCGGGCAAGAUUACUAUUUGACAUCUGCGGAUUGGAUAGGACAAAAUAACACGCAAGUUUCGGCCGUGUGGAUGAACCGCGCACAAAACCUCAGCAUUGUGUCAGCAUGUUUGGCCCCGAACUGGACAUGUAUAGAGACGCACGCUGAAAGGGCAACGGAAGACGCUUGGCUCGACAUCCAGGAGCAUCCUGUCUUUUCCCCGGAUGGAGACAGCUUCCUGCUACUGGCGACGGUGCAAGAAGGAAGUACUGACACUUAUACCCACAUCAAGCAUGUCACACUCACGCAACAACGCAUAGCAGUCAUCAGUCACGGACGUUACGAAGUCAAUAAGAUCCUUUCCUGGGACUCCAACAAUCACCUUAUCUAUUAUCUCGCCUCUCAAGAACACAAGCCGGGUCAAAGGCACCUUUAUGUAGUGCGUGACCCGUCAACUGAUGACCCCAGGCGCGUUGAACCCCAAUGCAUCACGUGUGAUCUAGGAGAAGUCCUCUGGAGCAGCAGAUAUUAUUACAGUAACUGCACUCAUUUCAACGCUUUGAUAAGUCCGACGACCGAUCAAACGUUAGUACGUUAUUACGUCCUUCAAUGCGAAGGGCCAGGUCUUCCAUUGGCGGGCGUUCACUCGUCAACGACGCAUAAGUUAUUAAAAAUACUUUACGAUGACAGACCGAAACAGAGUCCGAUUCUCGGACAACUUGCUUUACCGAAGCAACGGUCUUUUGAGGUGCCUUUAUCCCAAGGGAGCAGAGCCCAAGUGCAACUGCUUCUACCCCCUAGUUGGAGAGAAGAAUUACGAGAUGCUGCCUAUCCUGUCCUGGUCGAAGUGAACGGUCGACCAGGAAGCAAAGCUGUAACAGAAGAAUUUAAAAUUGAUUGGGGCACGUACAUGUCCAGUCACUGCGAUGUGGUUUAUGUUCGGUUAGACGUCCGAGGUUCAAGUGGACAGAGCAAUCGUGCGCUAUAUCACCACCUCGGCGGUGUUGAAGUUCAAGAUCAAAUAGCAGUCGUUAAAUAUUUACUCAAUACGCUUACAUACCUCGACGAGACGAGAGUCGGCGUCUGGGGAUGGGGCUACGGCGGUUACGUAACUGCCAUGGUUCUGGGCUCGCAGCAGAAAGUAUUCAAGUGCGGUGUCGCAGUCAGCCCCAUCACCGAUUGGCUCUACUACAAUUCGGCCUUCACGGAAAGGAUAUUGGGGCUGCCCACGGAUAAUUAUAAAGGGUACGUGGAAGCCGAUGCGACGCAAAGGGCUCGUCAGAUACCAUCAAGUUCACUUUACAUACUUCAUGGUUUGGCCGACAUAACAGCCCCUUAUCAACACGGGGUUGCUUUAGCGCAAGCUCUAACACAAGCCGGUGUUUUGUUCAGAUACCAGAGCUAUGCAGAUGAAGGGCAUGAACUGCAGGGAGUCAUAGAGCAUGCCUAUCGCUCGAUGGAAGACUAUUUCCAGGAGUGCCUUAGUUUAGAUACGGACGAUCCGAAAACACCUCCAGAUACCUGAAACUUUCUGAUCUGCGCGGUAGUAUCCAAGUUAGUGAACAAUUACCAGGUUGCUAAUCAACACAAACCUAUCUCAGUAGCUACAAAUGUUAGAUAGAGAAGCAACCACGAGAACAAAAACCAAAGUGACUCCGUUUUUUUACCCCCCAAGACCCAAUAAUUAAAGUGCUUGCAUAUCUUUACAACAAAAA
Messenger RNA from Nicrophorus vespilloides, 2254 nucleotides. RefSeq names its product inactive dipeptidyl peptidase 10. Gene Ontology annotation, molecular function: dipeptidyl-peptidase activity; serine-type peptidase activity. Gene Ontology annotation, biological process: proteolysis. Lineage: Eukaryota; Metazoa; Arthropoda; Insecta; Coleoptera; Silphidae. The record is from RefSeq and is a predicted model, not a curated record.